CCGCCGCGGACUCUCCGCGGCUCACGCUGCCCGCCGCCGCUCCCGCGACUCCCGGCGGCUCCGGUGGCGGCGCCGUUGCCCUGCCCGCGCUCCUCCCGGACGCACGGCUCGGGCACUUCCCACCGCCGCGCAGCCCCCCCUCCUCCCGGGCUCCCGCGGUGGCGCGGCUCAUGCCCCCGGGCGCAGGGCGCGCAGGUGGGCCGGCCGCCGCGGGGAGAUAGGCCCCCGGGGGGACGGCGGCGGGACCAUGGCCCGGAGACCCGGGGCGCCGGCCGGCUAUGGGGAGGAGUUCACCUUCGUCAGCCCGCUGGUGAAAUACCUGCUCUUCUUCUUCAACAUGCUCUUCUGGGUGAUUUCCAUGGUGAUGGUGGCUGUGGGAGUCUACGCUCGGCUCAUGAAGCAUGCAGAAGCAGCCUUGGCCUGCCUGGCAGUGGACCCUGCCAUCCUGCUGAUUGUGGUGGGCGUUCUUAUGUUCCUGCUCACCUUCUGCGGCUGUAUUGGAUCGCUUCGUGAGAACAUCUGCCUCCUACAGACGUUCUCACUCUGCCUCACCAUCGUGUUCCUGUUACAGCUGGCUGCAGGGGUCCUGGGCUUCGUCUUCUCAGACAAGGCACGAGGGAAAGUGAGUGAGAUCAUCAAUAAUGCCAUUGUGCACUACCGCGAUGACUUGGAUCUACAGAACCUCAUUGAUUUUGGCCAGAAGAAGUUCAGCUGCUGUGGAGGGAUUUCCUAUAGGGACUGGUCCCAGAACAUGUACUUCAACUGUUCAGAAGACAACCCCAGCCGUGAGCGCUGCUCUGUGCCUUACUCCUGUUGCUUGCCUACCCCAAACCAGGCAGUGAUCAACACCAUGUGUGGCCAAGGUAUGCAGGCCCUUGAAUACCUGGAGGCUAGUAAAGUCAUCUAUACCAAUGGCUGUAUUGACAAAUUGGUCAACUGGAUACACAGCAACCUCUUCCUUCUUGGUGGUGUAGCACUGGGCCUGGCCAUCCCCCAGCUGGUAGGAAUCCUGCUGUCCCAGAUCCUUGUGAAUCAGAUCAAAGAUCAGAUCAAGCUGCAGUUCUACAACCAGCAGCACCGAGCUGACCCGUGGUACUGAGAAUCCACCCCGCACCUCCUCACUAUGGCGACAGGCCAGCCUCACCGACCAAUAGCAGUGGGUAUAGCUCUCAGCACCAAACGGAAAUUUGGAUUCCAGUUCCCCAGCGACAGCCCAGUGGGGAGAAGCCAACUCCAGCUGGGCAGAAAGCAGGGGGCACAGGUGGCUCAAGUCUAGGAAGGAUGCACCUCCCCCUCUCCUCCAUCCUAGCCCUCGGCAUUAUUAGAGUUAUUUUGCAUUAUUUUUAACCUUACACAUUUGGGUUUAUGGUUUGUUGUUGUCGUUUUUUUAAUUUUGUCUGGGCAGAGAUGUUUGGGAAACAUCAGUUGCACAGAGUCUUGGGGGUACUAGGUGUUGCUUUUCACUGAGGCACUAAACCAGUGGUUCUACCAGGGCUGAUACUUACUUAGCCUGCUGGACAUACUGAUUCCAUCUGUUGCCAGCAAGACCUGGCUGGAGAGUGGACACUAACAGCCCUACCUGGAGUCCACUUGGUAGGAUACCAGCUCCAGGAGGGAAGGGAGUGGAACAGGCAGGGAGCUUGGGGUCGACUGGGGACAGCUGUAUGUGUUGGGUAGGAGUGGAAAGCGAUACGUUUACUUAAUGCUGCCCUGCCAUCCCCCCAGGUAGUCAAAGUGAGCUACAUCCUGCCCCUCCCUCAUUUCCAUGGAAACAUGGCAGCAAGGGUAAGGGGUACAACAGCAGCCAAAUUCAUCCCUCUCCCCCACUCCACCCUUUUUUAAAAGGUCUGGAACCAUGGUCUUUAUACUCUGCAGCCAGCAGCGAUGGGACUGAGCCAUUUGUGCCCUUGAAUUCCUCCCCUCUGGCCCUCCCUCUCCAGCAAGUGGGGUUUCUUUAACCUUGGCAGUGUGCAGAGGAGGCAAGGUUAACACCCCCGCCCCCAUUACCCUGCACCAGAGCUCAGUAUUUCUACAGUGUAAGAAGCAGGGAUUUUGCUGGGGCAGGGGAGCCAGAAGGGGCAAUAAAAGUUUGUUGACCUGCGCUAAAUUGGACUCCAUGAAUUUUCCAUUCUGGCAACUAGAACGGGAGGGGUAGAAGGGCGCAGCGGGUGGGCCCUC
Messenger RNA from Mirounga angustirostris (Northern elephant seal), 2178 nucleotides. RefSeq names its product tetraspanin 33 (gene TSPAN33). Gene Ontology annotation, cellular component: plasma membrane. The transcript has 8 exons. The record is from RefSeq and is a predicted model, not a curated record. The coding region runs from base 248 to 1099 and encodes 283 amino acids. NCBI's taxonomy places the organism in Eukaryota, Metazoa, Chordata, Mammalia, Carnivora, Phocidae.